This is a messenger RNA of Limanda limanda (common dab), 1530 nucleotides long. Its product is annotated as septin-5-like. Gene Ontology annotation, molecular function: GTPase activity; GTP binding; molecular adaptor activity. Lineage: Eukaryota; Metazoa; Chordata; Actinopteri; Pleuronectiformes; Pleuronectidae. Gene Ontology annotation, cellular component: septin ring; microtubule cytoskeleton; cell division site. The coding region runs from base 1 to 1530 and encodes 509 amino acids. The record is from RefSeq and is a predicted model, not a curated record. The transcript is spliced from 12 exons. Gene Ontology annotation, biological process: regulation of exocytosis; cytoskeleton-dependent cytokinesis.
AUGGAUGAGGGCCUCUGUAAUGGUAUAAAGGGAUCGCAGUUUUCCAGUCUGUCCAUCGAUGAUCAGGAGGACACUCAGUUCCCCUUCACCAUGAGGGACCUGCCUGGCGUCUCUCAGGCGGGCGAUCAGCACCAGGACCCAGGUCACCAGAUGUCAGUGAACCACGGGGCAGAGGGACCCCGUGCCACAACCAACGGGAGACGCCCCAGCCUACCCGGGACCCCCCCUCCUGCCCGUCCCAUCCCCUGCCACCCCACCACCGAAUCUCCAUCCGCCCCUCAGAGACCCCACCGUGCAGGAGCGGACUCAGGGUUUCAGCCGCUGCCGCUGAGGAGGCAGCUCGUCUCUCAGACGUCUCUGGACUCCACAGGCAGCUCGGUCUCCCGUCCACACAGUCCGUGGGGACGCUUUGACCCCUAUGACUCUCCAGAGGAUCAGGACAAGGACUAUGUGGGAUUUGCCACGUUGCCCAACCAGGUUCACAGAAAAACAGUGAAGAAAGGUUUCACCUUCACACUCAUGGUGGCAGGAGAGUCUGGCCUCGGGAAAUCCACACUCAUCAACAGUUUGUUCCUCACUGACCUCUACAAAGACAGGAAGGUUCCUAAUGCUGAAGAGCGAAUCAGUCAAACACUCGACAUCAUCAAACACACCGUCAGCAUCGAGGAGAAAGGAGUCAAACUGAGGCUCACCAUCAUAGACUCGCCCGGGUUCGGAGACGCCGUCAACAACUCAGAAAGCUGGAAGCGAAUAGAGGACUACAUCGACGAGCAGUUUGAAAAGUACUUCAGAGACGAGAGCGGCUUGAACAGAAGAAACAUCCAGGACAACAGAGUUCACUGCUGCCUCUACUUCAUCUCUCCAUUCGGCCACGGACUUCGACCUCUGGACAUUGAGUGCAUGAAGGCCAUCCACGAAAAAGUCAACAUAGUUCCAAUACUGGCCAAAGCCGACAGUCUAACACAGGCAGAGGUUUGCAGGAAGAAGAUGAAGAUCCAAGAGGAGAUGAAGCAGUUUGGCAUCAACAUUUACCAGUUUCCAGAGUGUGAUUCAGACGAGGACGAAGACUUUAAGAUGCACGACCAGAUCCUCAAGGACAGCAUCCCGUUUGCAGUGAUCGGGGGAAACGUUCAAGUGGAGAGUAAAGGUCGCAGAUUCAGAGGUCGUCUGUAUCCCUGGGGGGUGGUGGAAGUGGAGAACCCGGCUCACUCUGACUUCCUGUUGCUGAGGAACAUGCUGGUGAGGACGCACAUGCAGGACCUGAAGGACGUGACGCGGGAGACGCACUACGAGAACUACCGAGCGCACUGCAUCCAGAACAUGACGCGCAUGGUGGUGCAGGAGAAGAAACGCAGUUUGCGUGAGAAGUGUCAAGAAGGCAGCGAGGACAACUUCCCUCUGCCGCUCGCCGCCGUUGACACUGAGAAGGAAAGACUCAUCUUUGAGAAAGACGAAGAGCUGAGGAGGAUGCAGGAGGUGUUUGAAAGGAUUCAGGAGCAGAUGCAGCACAGUCACAGAGGCGGCUGCUGA